Messenger RNA from Phytomonas sp. EM1, 2097 nucleotides. The record is from the annotation of a GenBank genome assembly. Lineage: Eukaryota; Euglenozoa; Kinetoplastea; Trypanosomatida; Trypanosomatidae.
AUGUCCAAUAAAUUGAUUUACCCGAUUGUUCGGCGGUCAGCUGCCGCCUAUAGUCUUCAUGGGAAACUCAUACCAGACCCAUACGACUACUUGGAGGAUCCAUCCAACGAAGAGACUAAGUCUUUCGUCAAGAUGCAGAACCAACUGUUUGAAGAUGUUAUGGAAACAUCGUCCGAAUUUGCAAAAAAACUUGAAGAGCGUGUCGGUGCCCUGCAGAACUAUGCCCGCACAGGAUGUCCUUCUUUUUACGGCGGGAUGUACUACUAUAACUACAACAGUGGCUUACAAAAUCAAAGCAUAAUGAUGCGUUCAAAGCAACUCGAUGAGCCCGCGGAAGUCUAUUUAGACCCCAACGAGAUGAACGCGGAGGGCACCACGGCUAUCCGUGGCACGGGAUGGAGUAAAAAUGAGGAGUUGAUGGCGUACAGCAUAAGCAACAAGGGGAGCGAUUGGCUGACCAUCCACGUGCGCAGUGCUAAGACCGGUGAGGACCUGCCGGAUACGCUUCAGUGGGCUAAAUUUACAGGUCUGUCAUGGUGGGGAAACGAGGGCUUUUUCUAUUCCCGCUACCCAUCACUUGGAGAGGAUGUGGAUAAGGGCGCCGAAACCAAUGCGUCAGAUAACGCCUUUGUAUGCUUCCACAAAAUAGGGACGCAGCAGGAGGAAGACGUGGUGAUCCUCAAGGUCCCGGAGCACCCGUUGUGGAAUUUGAGUGCUCAGGUGUCAGACUGUCAAUUAUACCUUAUUGUGUGUAUUACGGAUGGGUGUGAGCCGAGGAAUCUUAUCUGGAUUGCACCACUUCCGUCUUCGGUGGAAGGUCUGUCGAAGCUAUUAAAGUUUCAGAAAGUGAUCAACGAAUUCGUUGCAGAGUACGGCUAUCUUGGUAACGACGGGGAAGAUUUUUAUUUCACAUCCACGAAGGGGGCGCCGCGAAGGAAGGUUAUAUGUAUGUCUCUUAAGGAUCAAAGUGAACAGGAUGUGGUUUCAGAGCAAUCUUCCUUGCUGGAUCACGUGGCUUUGGUCAAAGAAACGCUUAUUUUGGUUUAUCUGGAGGACGUGAAAAAUGUUCUCUACUACAGAACUUUGUCUAACAGUACCCUGCAUCGGUUGGACCUGCCCAUUGGGUCUGUUGUUGCGUUUUUUGCUGAGCGCGAGAAGGAAUUUGUGUCCUUCAAGAUCUCUUCCUUCCUGCUGCCAGGUCGCUCUUUCGUGAUGCGCAUCAAUGACCCCCAAGGCUCUCUCAAGAUAUUCAAGGACGACGCUAUCAGUGGAAUUGACCCGGAUAAAUUUCAAAUAAAACAAGUGUUCUACGAGUCCCCGGACGGCACGCGCAUCCCGAUGUUCAUCAUCCACGGCAACUCACCGGUAACAUCUUCAUCCCCCCUUCUGGUGUAUGGCUAUGGGGGGUUCAAUAUCUCUCUCACGCCGUCCUUUAACCCCUACCAUUUCAUUAUGCUGUCCAAUCUCCGUGGUGUGGUUGCAAUUCCCAACAUUCGCGGGGGCGGCGAGUACGGUGAAGAGUGGCAUAACGCCGGCCGUCGUGCGAACAAACAGAACUGCUUCACGGACUUUAUUGCCGCCGUGAAGUAUUUGCACUCCGAGGGUAUCGGCUCUCCUCAGACCACUGCAAUCAUGGGUGGCUCGAAUGGAGGACUUUUGGUUGCAGCGGUUGCCAAUCAAGCCCCAGAGCAGGUAAAGUGUGUUGUCUGCGCUGUCGGAGUUUUGGACCUGUAUAAAUUUCAUAAAUUUACUAUCGGACAUGCAUGGAUAUCGGACUACGGCGAUCCUGACAAGGAGGAAGACUUCAAAAUCCUCGAGAAGUAUAGCCCGAUACACAAUAUCAAACCAGACACAAAAUAUCCUGCGAUUUUGGUACUGACUGGGGACCAUGACGAUCGCGUGGUACCGUUGCAUUCACUGAAGUACGUGGCGACGCUUCAGCACACAAAUCCCAUUGAAGGUGGGCCUUUCUUGGCUCGCAUUGAAGUGGCUGCUGGCCACGGCGCAGGCAAACCUACAAGCAAACUCAUCAAAGAAAAGUCUGAUAUGUAUGCCUUUAUUGCAAAGAGUAUUGGAGCCACAUGGUAUGACCUAUAA